AUGAGGUUAUACCCCUUCCUUACGACCUUGCCCUUGUUGGCAUCACAGGCGGUGCAAGCCCUCCAACCUCUAGCUGUGCUUGAUGAUGAGACUCAGGUGGUGACAAGAGAUACAAGUUCUUACGAGUUGGAGGCGAUGAGUGAGCCAUUUCACCAGUUGUACGAAUACACCAUGGAUUUUCUCAAGCUGAUUGAUAAUGACAGUCCCCUUCAAAAGCGUGACGCUUUGGAGGAUACCUUGACAGGAGUUCUCACUGAGGUGAAGAACUCACAAGUUAUCGAGAAAGUUUUGUACGAAAUAGCUGGGUCAAAGCAACAGAUAGACAACUUGUCGAGAUACAUCUACCUGCUUUUGUCCAACAUGGCAUCAGGUAAUGCGGGUGGGAUGAACAUAAGCUUGAAGUUGAAUACAACCGAGAUUUUGAACGAGGUGAUGGCAUCCGGUCUCAUUCAAAGUAUUGGUGACGAUUUGGUUGUCAAUGAUGCAAACAGAGAAAAUUUGACAACAAAUGUCGGCGAUCUUCUUACUCAGCGCCCGUAUAUCGGAAAAAUUCUUAACAAUCUUGGUGCUGGUCAGGACUUGACUUUCGAAAUGAUCUUUAACACUGUAAGGAACUUCAAAAGCAAGGCACCAGAACUACAGGAUAACCAAACAACCUAUCAAAAGCGUGCAGAUGACUACCUGGGAUCUUUGAAUGCGUUUGUGAACAACAUUAUCGGUUCUGCAGUGAAUGGAGGAUUUGUCACCGAUUCUCUUGGAUCCAUUCUUCGUGCUGUGAAGAGAAGCGGAAUUGUUACCCCCAUCGUUCUUACUGCAGUUGAAAGACCAAUAAUGAACAUGGUUGGUAGACUCUUGAGUAACCUAUACGACUACGGAGUGCUCGACAUGAUUCCCAUCAACGAUUUUUUCCAAAAAGGCAAAAAAACACAUGUUCUUGCUCACGGAUUAGAAGAUCUCUUGACUAGUGAGAGGUACUCACCAGGAGUGGCAAAGUUGUUCAAACAGCUAGAAGACCAAGGAACACUUGAAAAUGUCAGGCGCAGUUUGUAUGGGCCGUGA
Molecule: messenger RNA, 1059 nt
Organism: Candidozyma auris
Lineage: Eukaryota; Fungi; Ascomycota; Pichiomycetes; Serinales; Metschnikowiaceae
Exons: 1
Coding region: 1-1059 (352 amino acids)
Source: RefSeq, a predicted model, not a curated record